UAAGAUUCUAUUUUCGUUGCCAUUUACUUUAUUUUACUUUGUUGUCUUUAAUUUUUUGGUCAUUUGGGAUCUAAACCCUCUCCCAUGAAAACAUAAGAAACCCUAGCUCUAGUUCGUCUCACAAGGAAACAAAUUAUAAGGGAAAAAAUUGCCAAAAAAAAUUAACAUGGAAAAUCGACGAAUCUAGUAGCGUUUCAAGUUAGAAGGCUCAGAUUCGAACUCCAAUUCACGUGUAUUGUCCGUGAUCUUCGUGAAUACCACGAGGAUUCGGUUUUUUAACGUCAUGUCGAUUGAGAUCUGAAAAAAACGUAGGGGGCAUAUAUGAUGGAAUGUGAAAAUUGGGGGGUUUCGGGGCGUUUGGAUUGAGGAAAAGUUGAUGGAAAAUAGAGAAGAAAACUCACAUGGUGCUGCAAUUCCUGAGAAAUCUAGAUCUUUGGAUCUUAAGAGCUUGUAUAAUCCUAGGGCGACGAAAGAGCUUCAUGGUAAUAAUUUGAAGAGGAAUAAAAGUAGUUCCGUGGAUGCCGACUGGACGAGGAACAAGAAGAAGACUAGGAAAGAGGUGUCUCUGAGUAGUUUUGGAAAUGUAAAUGAUUGUAGUAAAAAGAGCGUGGAUGAAGUGUGUAGUGGUCAAUUCAGUUCUGGUUCCCUUGAUACAAAGGACUUGAAGUCAGGUUUAAGUCAGAAGUCGAAUGGUAGUAGCGGGUUUGAUACUGUUUCUCUUAGUUUGAACGAUAAUUUCAUUUGGAUCCCAAAGCGGAAGCGGGGUUUUGCCGGGCGAAAGAAGUUUGAAGGCAGUCAAGUGUUGAAGCCUGUGGACAAGUCUAAUAGUAAGGUGGCCCCUGUUGAUCAGAUAGACAAUUCAAGUCCCAAUGAUUCAGGCACCCAGGUUGAGUCUUCAAAAGUAAAACAAAAGAAAGCUUUUGACGAGUUUAAGGAAAAUAGAAAUAGUGAGUUGAAUUUGGUUAGGCACUCAAAGGAGGAAGGGCAUGCUGGUCUUUUGGUUGUAAACAAUGGUGAUUUGUCUUUGAAAAAACCUCAGAGGAAUUGUAGAAAAAAGAGGGAUUUGACGCCAGAUUGUAAAAGUGUAGUGAAGGAGGCUGUGCCUUUGGUUGAUAAUUCUAUUAGGAUAUCUGAUGAGUUGCGAGAAGAUGAUGAGGAGAAUCUUGAAGAGAAUGCAGCGAGGAUGCUAUCAUCACGGUUUAAUCCAAGCUGUACUGGGUUUUCUUCAAGCAGCAAGGCUUCUGCAUUGCAAUCCAUGAAUGGGUUGUCUUGUCUGUCAUCUCCUGAUCGAGAUUUUGUUGGUUGUGUGUCUAAGUCAUUAUCUGGGUCAGAAUCUGCAUCAGUUGAUACUGCUUUUAGAGUAUUGAGACCAAGGAAGCAGCACAAAGAGAAGGGACAUUUAAGGAAGAGGCGCCACUUCUAUGAAGUUUUUUUUGGGGACUUGGAUGCAUAUUGGGUAUUAAAUCGGCGAAUAAAGGUCUUUUGGCCCUUGGACCAUAGUUGGUAUUAUGGCCUUGUGAAUGACUAUGAUAAAGAAAGAAAGCUUCAUCAUGUUAAAUAUGAUGACCGGGAUGAGGAAUGGAUUAACCUCAAGAAUGAGAGGUUUAAACUUUUGCUUCUGCCUAGUGAAGUACCUGGUAAGGCGGGGCAUAAAAAAUCAUUUAUGAGAAAUAGAAGUUCUCAUGAGGGAAAAAGACACUUGAAGGGUAAACAAAAAGAAAAGAAAGAUUUGACCACAGAGGAUGAUGGUUGCAUAGGCAGCUUUAUGGACUCGGAGCCCAUCAUCUCAUGGUUGUCUCGAUCCACUCGUCGGAUCAAAAUUCCUCCUUCAAGUGCUGCAAAGAAACGGAAGAGAUCCAGUCCAUCUUUGCAGCCUGUGUCUGUUGGUUCAUCUGAUGAAGCUGUAAAUCUGCAUUGUUGUUUGGACGGGGUUUCGUCAAGAAGAGAUUGGGAUAAAAGUAAAUUACCUGCUAAUUCUGAAUCACCAGACAGAUUACCUAACAUUGUAAGGCUUGAGAGGCCUACCAUGGCCACCACUUGCCCCAAAGACAGCAAAACGCCUAUUGUUUAUUUUAGGCGACGGCUUCACAAGUCAGGCCCAGACUUGUUUUAUACUUCUGAGGACACUCUUGUCUCCAGAACUGCACCUGGUUCUAUUGCAUCGUUUUGUCAUUUUGACGACAAAAUUGAGGAUUUCAAAGAACCUGAUGUUUCAAUUGGAAGGUUGGACACCAGUUUGUUUGACAGUAUAGGGUUGUUAGAUUUAUCUUUAACACCGCGAGAAUCAUGGAGGUUUGAGUUAAGCUUCCCAGUGCAGUUGGUCCUAAAUGACUCAUUUGGAGCAGACAACUUUUGGUUCUUUCAAGCUAUAUUACUACUUCAGAAUGGAAUAGUGAUGACCAUGUGGCAAAAGGUUCAGCUGGAGAUGCUUUUUGUUGAUAAUGUAGUUGGACUGAGGUUUCUCUUGUUUGAAGGUUACAUCAAGCAGGUUGUAGACUUUGUUUUUCUGGUCCUGAGAGUAUUUCAUGGAACAAAGGAACAGGGGAAGUAUGUAGGCUCUCAACUGCCAGUAACUUCGAUUAGGUUCAGAUUCUCAUCUGUUCAUGAUGUUAGAAAGCAGCUUGUAUUUGCAAUCUACAACUUCUCCCAACUGAAGAAGUCAAAGUGGUUGCACCUAGACCGUAAACUUAAGAGCUAUUGUUUGCUUACCAGGCAACUUCCUCUGUCAGAAUGUACUUAUGAUAAUAUUCAUGCCUUUCAAAAUGGAGGAAAUCAGUUGCCUAUAACUUCGAAUUGUGGGCGGCCCUCCUCUAUCAAGGGCUUACGGCAGAGGUCUAAUCAAGGUAUAAGUGUCGUGGGUUUGGCCAGAGAUUGCACCUAUGUUAAUAUCAGUGAGCUUUCAUCUAAUUCCAAUGAGAUGUCCUGGAAACUCGUUCCAUUUGCUCUUUGUUUUGCUGCUGCGCCUACUUUUUUUCUUAGCUUGCAUCUGAAGCUGCUUAUGGAACGCCGUGUGGCUCAUAUCAGUCUCCAGGCCGAUGAUUUAGUAGGGCAUCCAGAAAACUGUGGUUUGGUGGUGGAUGACUGUUCCAUUAUGGAGGACUGCUCUAAGGAUACUGGUGCAAAUAAUUUGAAGGCUUUGUCAAAGGACACUGCUUGUGAUGGAUGGCUUUCUUGUGGUAAAUCAGUUGAUAGGGAUUGCAUAAAGUUCUCUUGGAAGUGCAAAAAUGUCAAUCUUGAUGUGGCUGAAACCUCUGCUGCUGGUUCCCAAGAUUCUGAAAAGGUUGGAACUGAUGCCAUUGUUCAGCUGCAGAAGUGGCAAAGCCACCAUUCAGAGCCAGAACUUUGUUCUUUAUUGCCGAGACCUUCGUUCGAGAAGGAUAAGUCUGAUGCCAGUUCCCAUUCCUUUUUGAAUGGUCUCAGUGUUGAAAUUCCACUGUUUAAUCAAAUUGAGAAGCCUGAGGAAGGUGAAUUGAACAGUGGUCAAUAUUCUACAGAUCUGUCUUGGAGAAUGAAUGGUGGUGUUAUCCCUAGCCCCAACCCCACUGCUCCCAGGAGUACAUGGCAUCGAAAUAAAAAUAAUUUGUCAUCAUUUGGGUACCUUUCAAAUGGAUGGUCAGAGGGGAAGGCUGACAUCUUCCAAAAUGGUUUAGGCAAUGGGCCUAAAAGGGCACGAACUCAAGUUUCAUACUUGUCACCUCUUGGAGGUUUUGAUGUUAACUCGAAGAAUAGAAGUCAUCACCAUAAAGUGCAUCCUCACAAACGAAUUAGGAGGGCUAAUGAGAAGAGAUCGUUCGAUGUUCCUAGAGGUUCUCAAAGAAACAUGGAAUUGUUAUCUUGUGAUGUAAAUGUAUUAAUCACACUUGGUGACAGAGGGUGGAGAGAAUGCGGGGCACAAGUUGUACUAGAGCUUUUUGAUCAUAAUGAGUGGAGGCUUGCUGUAAAACUUUCAGGGACUACAAAGUAUUCAUACAAAGCCCAUCAGUUUUUGCAGCCUGGGUCAACAAACCGCUACACUCAUGCCAUGAUGUGGAAAGGAGGAAAAGAUUGGAUCUUGGAGUUUCCAGAUAGGAGUCAAUGGGCUCUUUUCAAGGAGAUGCAUGAAGAAUGUUACAAUCGUAAUAUUCGUGCUGCUUUAAUUAAAAACAUCCCCAUUCCUGGGGUUCGCUUGAUAGAGGAAAACGAUGAUAGUGGAACAGAAAUAGCAUUUGUUCGCAGCUCUUCCAAGUACUUGCGGCAGGUUGAAACAGAUGUUGAGCUGGCUUUGGAUCCAUCGCAUGUCUUAUAUGACAUGGAUAGUGGUGAUGAGCAGUGGAUUUUGAACAAUCCACGUUCUGCUGAAACUGACAACUGCAUCUUGGGAAAGAUCACUGAGGAGAUGUUUGAAAAAACAAUGGACAGGUUUGAGAAGGCUGCAUAUGCCCAAAAGUGUGAUCAGUUCACACCUGAUGAAAUUGAGGAUCUCACGCAUGGAGUUGGAGCCAUGGAUAUAACCAAAUCCAUUUAUGAGCAUUGGCGGCAAAAAAGGCAGAAGAAAGGGAUGCCUUUAAUCCGACAUCUUCAGCCACCUCUAUGGGAAAAGUAUCAACAACAAGUGGAUGAGUGGGAGCUAGCUAUGACCAAAGUCAAUACCAACCUCCCCAAUGGAUGUCAGGAGAAGGCUGCACCAAUUGAAAAGCCACCCAUGUUUGCUUUCUGUUUAAAACCACGGGGUUUGGAAGUCCCCAACAAGGGGUCAAAGCAAAGGUCGCAGAGGAAGUUUUCCGUUGCUGGGCACAGCAAUGCGGUAUUAGGAGAUCAGGAUGGUGUCCUUGCUUUUGGAAAAAGAUUAAAUGGGUUUGCUUUUGCCGAUGACAAGGCUGUAUAUCCGGGUCAUUACCAUGAAGCUUUAGAUGAUUCCCCUUUUCCUCAGGCAUCACCAAGGAUAUUUUCACCACAGAAUGCAGGCAACACAGGGUUAUUCUCUACAAACAACGAUGGCUUUGAUAGGAACCAAAUCCCAAGACUUAAGAGGAACAAGUCAAAGAAAUUUGGGACAUUUGUUUCUCUGAAUGACCAGCAGACAGUGAUGUCAUACAAUCAGAGAAUGAUGGACAAGAUAAAUGGGGUUCCCAUAUGGAAUAGGGGAUCACCAGAGCGGCCAAGACAGCAGCAUUAUCGCUUGGAUGGGUCUCAGAGACAUGGUAUUGAACGGUUGGAUGGUUCCGAUCUUGAUGAGUUCAGAUUGCGUGAUGCAUCUGGUGCUGCCCAGCAUGCAGUUAACAUGGCUAAGCUCAAGAGAGAGAAGGCUCAGAGGUUGCUUUACAGAGCAGAUCUAGCUAUUCAUAAAGCUGUGGUUGCUCUAAUGACUGCUGAAGCGAUCAAAGGUUCUGCCAAGGACGUAAAUGGAGAUGGGUAGAGUCGCCUAAUGAAGAGUGAGAUGAAAAGCUGGAAAUUCACCAAUUCCUUCAGCCACCUGUUUACAUUGUUUCGUCGAUGGUGGUGGUGUGGCCUUUUGUCAUGAUUCAUAGAUUACAUAAUGGUCUUUUAACGUGAAGCUCUGAGCGGUGAAAGAGGAGAAAGAUUUGUUGCUUCAACAGUAUUUUGCUACUUCCAUCAGUUUUUUGGCCAGCAUAAAGUGCAAUCGUUGUACCGAUCCUGCAGGGUUUAGGGCUUUUGGCUGCCAAUCUUUGUACAGAAAAAUUUUCCCCAUUUAAUUUUGGUUCUUUUCCUCCCUUAACCUCAGUUUUUAAGUGUUUGAUAAUUAAAGAAGCACCCGGUGCUAAUAAUACAACGCGACAUGAUUGGAAUCGCAA
Molecule: messenger RNA, 5792 nt
Organism: Carya illinoinensis
Lineage: Eukaryota; Viridiplantae; Streptophyta; Magnoliopsida; Fagales; Juglandaceae
Exons: 5
Coding region: 377-5395 (1672 amino acids)
Biological process (GO): regulation of transcription by RNA polymerase II
Cellular component (GO): piccolo histone acetyltransferase complex
Source: RefSeq, a predicted model, not a curated record